Messenger RNA from Chelmon rostratus (copperband butterflyfish), 2510 nucleotides. RefSeq names its product free fatty acid receptor 2. Lineage: Eukaryota; Metazoa; Chordata; Actinopteri; Chaetodontiformes; Chaetodontidae. Gene Ontology annotation, biological process: G protein-coupled receptor signaling pathway; cellular response to fatty acid. Gene Ontology annotation, cellular component: plasma membrane. The record is from RefSeq and is a predicted model, not a curated record. Bases 234 to 1250 code for a protein of 338 amino acids. Gene Ontology annotation, molecular function: G protein-coupled receptor activity. The transcript is spliced from 2 exons.
UCGAGCUUCUGUCACACCCGUUUACUUUUUAUGCGAUGCAGCUCAUGGCGUGCGGGCAGAGCUCAAAGCCCUGAACGUUGGUCUAUCGGUGGGGACAGUAAAACAGCGCCGUCUCACCGGGUUUGUGACCCAAUAAGAAGCCGUCGUCUCCGUGUAUUCAUUCCCUCCAGAGUCAAGGACAUAAUGCGACACAUCUCGAUCCCUGACUGAGUGACUGACAUACCGAGGCCACCAUGCAGGAGUGCCACACCCGGCUGUGUCUGUCUGUCUACGUCAUCACCUUCGUGCUGGGCUUCCCCGCCAACGUCCUCGCCUUCUACACGUUCUGCAAGAAGGUGAGGCAGAAACCCACGCCGAUAGACAUCCUGCUCCUGAACCUGACCAUCUCCGACCUCCUCUUCCUCCUCUUCCUGCCCUUCAAGAUGCAGGAGGUGAUGAACGACAUGCUCUGGGACAUGCCCUACCCCCUGUGCCCUCUGUCUGGCUUCAUCUUCUACAUGACCAUCUACAACAGCACCUUCUUCCUCACUGCGGUCAGCGUAGAGCGCUACCUGGGCGUGGCUUAUCCCAUCCAGCACAGCCUGAAGCGGCGGCCUGUGUACGCUGUCGCCGCCAGCAUCUUCUUCUGGAUUUUCUCCUUCAUCAACCUGAGCAUUGUGUUCAUCAUGCCCUUCUUUAACCAUGAAAACUCUCCGAACACCACUUCUGGCCACAACGCUUCAGCCAGCUCUGCCACUGGCGACCAUGCGGAGGUGUGCUAUGAGAAUUUCACCGAGGCUCAGCUGAAAAUCCUCCUGCCUGUGCGUCUGGAGCUCUGCGUGGUACUUUUCUGCAUCCCUUUCCUGAUUUGCUGUUUCUGCUACAUCAACUUCAUCAGGAUCCUGUCCAAGCUGCAGCACAUUGACCGACGCAGACGCCUGCGGGCUAUUGGCAUGGCUUUGGGAACACUUCUGGUGUUCGCUUUCUGUUUUGGCCCCUAUAACGUCUCGCACAUCAUCGGCUUUAUUACGUGGAAGAGUCCUGACUGGAGAGACAAGGCUCUGCUCUGCAGCACCUUCAAUGCUUGUCUCGACCCUCUGAUUUUCUACUUCUCCUCCGCUGCUGUGAGAGGGACCGUGGGUCGUGUGAUGGAAGGGGUUAAGAGUCGCCUAAACAGGUGCAUGUCCUGUCACAUGUUCGGGGCCUUGUGGGGAAUUAACAAGACAGCAAAAGAUAAGGAACCCAAACAAGAGGAGAUCAAUGCUAUCUAAGCUGACGGAAAGGAAGCUGUGAGCAGCUGCUCUGACUAAUUUAUUUCUUCAUCCCUGGAAGCAGGAAAUUAAUGACAUGUUUGUGUUUUUACACGCAGGAGAAUGACUUACUGUACACGGUGCAGCGUGUGUCUGUUUGACUCUGAUGGACCUCCUCUCCGGAAACGAGACAAGAUAGGAAAACCUCGGUAUGUCUGAGCAGGCCGCAGUUUUUAUGCAGUGUAACGUGCGACGCCAAAGAGACGCGGUACUUUGAACUGUCACAUGCAAAUUAAAAGAUUAAAAAAGGAUUUCAUAAGAUCUCCAUUAAUGCAGCCGCGGGGAAAAAAAUAAAUAUCGAAGCAACAGCAUCAGACGUCACCGCUAACCAGUAAGAGGUGAAGUUUUCCAGCCAGCUUAAACAGGAUGUUUGUACCAACAUGCUGAUUUGUUGUCACAUAUUGUGAUAAAAAAACAACAACAAAAAAACUGAAGUGUGAGAUAUGCAAUUAUGUUCAAGUGUGUUGAAAUGACCUUGUGUUGGGCUUUGUACGCCCUUACUAAACAGUUUGCUUUCAUGCACUUGUAUCUUGUAUUUUUCCCUCGCACGGCUACGACCAUUCUCAUGCAGAUUCUAGUUUGCACAAUUGUUUACUCAUUAUUUUUUCAUUAGUAGCAUUUACUUAUACAUGCUGUACAUGGUACUAAAGUAGCAUAUAUGUAUGAAUGUAUGUAUAAUGCAUAAAAUACAUGUGAAAAGGCUGUAUGACAGGGGUUGCAACUAUAGAAGACGGAAGGUCAGGUAUAAGGUAAUUUUGUUUGUGUGUGUGCAAGAUAAGAUAUAAAUAUCAAAGUCUAAUAGAAAUAGACAAUAAAAACAUGCAAAAUAAAAUGAACUACAGAGGCUGUGUACAUCUUAUACACAAGAGUAUAAAAAUAUUGCCCUUACAUAAGCAAAAUAUGAAAUGUGUGUGUGUGUGCGUUUGCGCCCACACACGUGUGAGCAUACAUGAGAGAGGAAGGAAAGAGAGUGACCCUGAUACGCAAAUCAUGUAAUAAUACAUUUACGUCAUUUAUGACUCAAACACUGCGUUGUAUUAUCAGCAUUCAGGUAGAAGGUGAUUGUGUGUGUGUGUGUCAAAGAGGAGAGAUAAGGACUAAGACUUUGUUUUUGAAAGAGACUGAUGAAUGUGUUACAUGCAUUUAGAUGAGAUCACCAGAUCAUGUGAAAUUUGUACCGUAUGUGUAUGUAUGUAGGUAAGCAUUCAUUUAAAAUAAAAA